Messenger RNA from Linepithema humile (Argentine ant), 8383 nucleotides. It is a transcript of the gene Sptz, whose product is annotated as Spastizin. Gene Ontology annotation, cellular component: centrosome; lysosomal membrane; midbody. Gene Ontology annotation, biological process: double-strand break repair via homologous recombination; mitotic cytokinesis; regulation of cytokinesis. Gene Ontology annotation, molecular function: metal ion binding; phosphatidylinositol-3-phosphate binding. The record is from RefSeq and is a predicted model, not a curated record. Lineage: Eukaryota; Metazoa; Arthropoda; Insecta; Hymenoptera; Formicidae.
UUAUAAGUACAAAUAUCAGUUAUGAUACGAUAUGUCAAAACCUUUGCCACAGCGUAUAAUAGGUUACAUUCAUGUAAAAAAUCCAACUGAUAACGCUAUCCAUUUUCGUAAUAUUGCUUUAUAUCAUGUUCCAUUAUAUUUCUACGCGUUGAUAUUUUCUUUUUAUAUCCUACAAAGUAUACGAUAGUAUAAUAAAGAGUGUGUUAUUGGAUCUUGCAAAAGACUGACAACUAGACAGAGAAACAGAAAGAAAGAAUACAAAAUGUGAUGAGCAAAGUGAUAAAUGUGGUACAUCACGUAAAAGCCUCUAGAGAGAAAUCAUGUCAAAACAAACAGGAACGUUGGAAUUGAAUAAAUGCAUUUCGUCCCGACUGUGGUACACAUCUCUGAAUGCUUUUCAAAUAAACAAUGAUAACAACUUGAAAGAACUCCAUCACAAUUGCUCUGUCGAUUUAACGGAAUUAGAAGAUGUAAUCGAAAGUCUGAUACAUUCUCCAAAUGAAGAGCAAUACCAAUGGAUCGCCUAUACAUUAUUGUGGAAACUUGUGGCCAACAAGUCGUCGAACGUCGACUGUAACAUACAUCGCAAUAUUCAAACACAGCUUGAUUACAUACAAGUGAAAAAUGCCUUUGAUCUAUGUGGCGAUAUAUCAGAUUAUUUAUAUAAGGAAUUAUUAGUAUUUCUUCAGAAUACAAGUAUAAGCCAUAACACGAAAGAAACUUUAGGCAGUAUAUCUCAAGAGACUCUUGCAUUCCUGAAAGAAAAUAUACUUGUUCAUCCCAAUAUUGUGUGUUGGAUUAUAAAUAAAUUAAUAUCAGCAGCCUCAAAUGCAUGCGAUAUUGCCAGUGAUUUACAAAAUAUAUAUUUUUCUACAUUGAAAUUGUGUCUAGAAUACAUUCCAGUUAGAAGGAAUUGGUACUCCAGCCAUGAAGCAUUUGAAACCUGUUCUUCGCAAACUAAUCCAGUUAUUCAUGGCAAUCCUUUACAAACUAUUCUGUGUCUUUUGUCAAAAAUGGAGAUAGAUACAGAUGCAGAAAUUGAAUUUCUAAAAAUGAUUUAUCCCACGCUUUCAAAACUGCAUCAUGUUAAGGAUAUUGAACUUGCAUUAUAUUCACGAAAAAAUGAGAAACUAUUCAUCGCAUGGUUGACACUUUGUAAUGAAACACACACGUGUGCUGAAAGUGUUACUACUUUAUCCACAGCAUAUAAAAUUAGCGAAAGUAUAUUUAAAUUAACAGAAGAUUCCAAGAUACUUUUGUGCCAACGAGAAUUGCUUAAAAAAAUAUGUAUCAGGAAACUACACUGGUUGAAAGAUAUUUUGGACAUAUGUCACAUUUUAACUAUGAAAAGGAAAUAUAGUGAAGUUGAAUUAUUGUUAUCAAAUGAUUUGUUAAAGAGAUUAUACCCAAUUUUAUUAUUUAAAAUACUAGACAAUUGUCCAGAAGAAGAACUGAAUUCGCUUGAAAGUUGUGAGAAUGGCAUUUUUAUCUGUGAAUCUAUCAAAUUUCUCUUAAAGAAAUGUUAUCCUGAUUUACAUAGUGAUUACAACUUAGAAAAGUUAUAUGUGCUUUUAAAAAGUCACAUUAGAAUUGUGGAAUAUAUUUUACAUUGGAAGAAAAGAUAUUUUACAAGAGUGAAAUUGGAUACUGAGGAACUAAAAAGUUUGAAAUCUGAUGCAACUGAACAAACAGUGUCUGUGAAGCAAAUUCUUUCUCUUCUGCAAAAACAUAAUGUACUUUCGAUCCUCAACAUGACAACAAAUGUACAUGAUCAGGAUCACAGUGCCAUUCAAAAUUUGUUAAAGGAUUCUUCUCAAUUUGAAACCUUUCAGGCAUAUUGUUGCAUAGUAAGUGCUUUAAAAGCUAUUUUAUUAGGCGAGUUUUACAACACAGAAUGUAAACAGAUUGCUGAAUAUUUCACUGACAUGGUAUCAUAUUUAUCUUCCUUGUUCCCACUGAUAUUAAGGAUAGAAACGAUGGAGUGCAUAUUUUCAUUAUUAUUCUUGCGUUAUGAAGAUUUUGCAAAUGCCAAUUCCAAAGAUGACAAUUGCGAUAUAUCGCUUGAAAACAUGGGUGUCAAUAAAUCAGCAGAGCAUGAAAAAUCUGGUUUUAUAGCUAAUAAACAUAUUAUAAGAGACACGUUGCAUCAUCUAUGGGAGUGUAUUUUAGUCGCAAUACAAGAGAUUGAUAAACAGAAAGAGCUUGGACGGCACGUGGAGGCGGAAAAACUUUGCGAAAGCAUAUCUAUUCUUAAGUUUGCGAUGAUGGAUGCACGAUGGAGAUUGCAGUUUUACGCAAGGCCUCAUUUUAUCGAAAACGUCGGUAUUCCACAAAAUGAGUCUGAUCAUAUUUUUGUUACGAAUGAAUCGGACUCUGUAAUCUCGCCGAAGCCAAGUUUUCCAUAUCGCAUAAAGGAAGACCUGUUCUUUUACAAAGAAGAUACAACAUCGGAUGAGACGAAAAUUAAAUCCGACAGCAGUUCGGAAUCUGGCUUAUUGAGUAGCAGCACCAAACGCAGAAAACGUUCCAAACGCACUAUAACUAUGGCGGAUUCUUCGAUGAUGAAGGAUAAACCAUCCUUGAUCAAUUUAAUGUUGGCCUCGAAAGAAAGUUUGGUCUUGCAUUGUUUAUGGAGACGCGAUCUUCGAAAGGCACAGGAAGUAAUCGAGAUGUUCCAUAUGGAAAACACGCAAUUAGAUGGCGAAGUUCGAUUUUCGGAAGCGGUUCAUACGUUCAAAAAGGAUACGUUAAAAUAUGUUUGUACUCUAGAUACAACAGACUCUGCUAAAGAAAAUUUAACGACUUCCACUUUAGAGAAUAUAAGACUGGCUGCACAAGAAGGUGUACAAUCCUCCAGACACAUCAAUCAACUCGAGACAUUUCUCGCGUCUCAGGAGGCAAAUUUGCGGAUGUUAAAUACGGAUAUUCUGAAUAGCACCGAGAUGCUGACUCUCAGCGUGCUCGAUCUGAGUCUAACUACAGGGCACACGUAUCAGAUCUCGAGUAAUCUCUGCGAUGUGGCCAUGAAGUACUUGAAAUCGUGUAAAACAUUUGAUGGCACGGAAUACACGAGUUUGUUUUCAAAAAUCUAUCAAUUGUUUUACGAAAACAAGAGUAAUAUGUCUGUGACUGAUAUACUGUGUGAUGCCAGAAUUCCAUUGUCCGUGAAGGAAUGGAGAGAAACAAACGCGAUUUGGAACGACUUCGAGAAUAAUUAUUGCACCUUCAAAGACUUUGAAAGAACGAAGAUAGCCGAGUCGCAAUCUCACAAUAAUAAUUGUACUCUAGGAUUGAAAGUGAUAAAGAAAAUGUCGAAUAUUUUUAAUAACGAUCAAAAAUAUCUUCAAAAUAUUUAUUCUCAUUUGCAACUUGUGUGCACCAUUAUUCCGGGAAUCAAUGAUGCUAAUACGCAAACAGUGUCUGAUUUAUUAAAGACGCCGUUGCAUCGAUAUUUCGGACACCAGAUUUUCGACCUGGAGACGGAGCCGGAUAAACUCGAAACGGUCGCUGCCAAUUUGCAAGUAAACUUGAUGUACAGUAUUCUUGUAAAUGCAUGUCCAAACAUUUUUUCUUACAACGAAAGGAGCUACAGGAAUAUCAAGGACUCGGGCUACAUUAUACUGAACCAGAGUGAAGAUAAAUCGAGUGUAAAGAACGUCACAGUUAAAGGGCCGAACCAAUGCGUUUCAGAGAUAUUGACAGAACUCCUGCUGGUUCUGCACAGUGUAAGUUUGGGACAAUCUCGCCUAGACAAUUCGUGCUUAAAAAAUAUUUCGAGGCGUGCGGACGUGCAAACGGUGCUGAGUAAGACGUCGAGCUUCGUUACUCUCGAUCUCAGCGAAUUAUCUGUGGGAGACGAGACGCUGACGUUCUUUUUGAAUCUCUGGAACAUAAUGUUCCUUCACGCAAGUUUGGACGUGUGGUCCAACGAUCCGCCUGUCGACAGCUUGAGGCGCGCAGUCACUCUGAUGUCGAUCGGCUACAUGGUCGGCGAUCUCGGCCUGGUGACACUCGCCGCUCUCAGAUCCAAGCUGCUGGGCGGCCUAACGAAUGACUUUGAGUUUUUCACACGGCUCGAGGAGCUCAACGAAUUGGCGUGGCAAGACUUAGAUCUCAUGCAGAACCCGAGAGUCAUCUUCGCCAUGGCUAACGAGCUUUACGGCACGCCUGAGAUUCGCGUGUACGAGACACAGACGUUAAACGAAAGCUUGAACGACGCGGUGCGCGAUUAUAUCACUCAUUACUCGUCGGCGUCGCUUGAGAGUUCUGCAGGUAGCCCGACGACGAAACGGAAGAUCAGCUUGCCUCACCUCGUGCGGCAGUAUCGUAACGCGUUUUCACACAAUGCCGAGAUCGGUGCGACAAAUGCUGACGGGAGUCCGGCUCCGAUAGAUGGAUUCCAAGUAUUAAACGAGGAUGUGGAAUAUAUCGCAUCCAAUUAUACGUAUGAAGUAAUAUUAAAAUAUUCCGAACACAAUCUAGUGUCACAAUCUAGAAUUACAGAUACCGCGGAAACGUCACUUUGGCAAACUCGAACAUUGCGACCUAGCUUGCUGCAGUAUCUGGAAAACCAUUGUUGGCUGCUCUCUUAUCUUGUACAGAGGAUGCACAAUGAAAACCCGACCAUUUCGGAGAACAGCUGCGACAAUAUAGAACGCACCGCGUGUCUCGAAAAUCUCCUCAAUUCACCGUGGAUUGAUAAGCUGAAACCGUUGUUCAAGGACAAUCAAACUCUCACCGCUAUGCACGAUGGCACGAUACCUGCGCAAGAGUUGUGGCGUCAUUUUCAACUCGAAGGGGAAGAUGGUAAUUGGCAAAACUCCUUGGAGACUUUAAACGCUUUGGCUGACAGCGUUGUGAGAUGCGACACGGAGCUGCAGCGCUUCAAAGAUUUAAUUCUGAGUCACGUGCUCUCCAAUCCGGGCGUUCUAUCUGUCACAAAAAUGCUGCAGCAUUUGUAUCAGAUCAAGGAUAUACAUAUAUUGGCGCAGACGAUAUUGCACAAUGUUAACAAGUGGCCCAUGAAUGUAUGCGAGCACGCGUUGCUUCACGCGUUGCAGCACGAAGAUAAUCACAAGCUGCCAGCACACUGCAAGCAUCGGAUGAAUGGCGUCUUGUGCAGAAUAACGAUUUUCCACAAGAUGGUCCCGUACUGCGUGAGUAAAUCGAACAGCACGUGGCACGACGUCGUGUAUUGCACAGAGAGGGUCGAUUCGUUCGAGAUCAUCAAGUCCUUGGUCAUCGCGGAUCAGUACGAGUUGUGCUUGGAAUGGCUGGAGUGCCAAGCAUUCUCUCUAGAGAUACAACCCAUCGUGAUGCAAGACUUUUUGAUCGGUCUUUUGAGAAACGAGCAGCAAGAAUUUGAGCAAGCUUUAAAGUUUCUUCAAGCGUUGCCGUCGAGUCAAUCGGUGAAGCUGUGCAAGGAAGUUCUGAAAAAGUUGGAAUCCACUAGUGCGUUGCAGUUCGUCGCCAACUACUUACUCGAACACUGCAGAGCGACGGAGCAAGCGAAAUAUCGGAAGACUUUAGUGGGAGUCGAAAUCUUGAAAAUACUGGAAAGCAAAGACAGAGUGCUAUAUAUCCAUUUGAUAAGAGAACCGUUGCUAAUGUUGGAGCAAUUGUUGAUGAAUUGUAAAUUUGAAAGUAUUCAAAAGAUUGUGAACACAUUACACGAGAGUUUACAGCAUCUCGAUGUAGGAAUCCGCAAUUUUGACAUAAUUAUACGAUUUUACGCCAAGAAAGCGCUCGACUUUCGCGUAUCGCUUCAAUGCGACAGCGUCGAGAGUAAAACCAAAAAUAUUCCACCGGUUAAUCUCGAUGCGGAAAACAACGAGUUUGUUAUGCCUGUUAAUGUGCCCACUAAGGAAGAAUGGGUGCCCAACGAUAGGGCGAGAGAAUGCAGUUGUUGCGAGGCUGUAAUAUUUUCCAUGUUCAAUAGACGACACCAUUGUCGGCGAUGCGGUCGCGUCGUUUGCGCCGUGUGCUCUCAGCAUCGCAUGCAGGUCGCCGGUUAUCCCAGUUCCGUGCUGGUACGCGUGUGCGACGAUUGCAAACGUCAAACGGUACUGCAGAUGCGCGCAGCGCAAGACGCCCCGUCGACGUCCAGCAGCGAGGUGUUCGAUUACUGGCGAUUGACGAGAGACGAGAAACACAAUCGUACGAUAAGGGAAGAGUUCUCGUUCGAGUAUGCGCCAAAUAUCUCGCUCUGUCUCGCUAUCCUCAACUUGCACUCCGAUCACAAAAUGUAUACCAGCUUUUUGCUAGACCGUUGCGACGAAAUGAAGGAAUUGCUCCAACCCUAUAGCGGUGGCAGAAUAAAUCCGGAAGUCGAUCACGCGGUGAUCAUCAAAAUGAUACGCUCUCUAUUGGUCGCGGUUAAGGUGAAAUGCGCUAAGCUCGGCUUCAACACCGGGCUCGCGCAUUGCGAUCGCUUCCUCUCGCAGGUGGAUCUCAUCGCGACCCUGGUCCGAUCUGAUUGUCUGGCUCUCAUACCGUCGGACGAUUUGGACGAGCACACGCUACGGAAACUGCGCGAUCUCCUCACCGAAAAGGAGCAGUGGACAUUAGCGCUGGACGUCAGCACGAAAGCGGGGCUGGAUACGCAAGGUGUGUGGGCUGCGUGGGGAAAGGCUUGCCUGAAGGUGGGAUAUCUGGACCAGGCGAGAGAGAAGUUUCAUCAUUGCCUCGACAAAAUUGUGGAAAACGAAGAUUUCGGUGAUUGGGUUGUUCUAUCCAAAGAAUCCAUGUCUCCGAUCAAGACGAAAGAAAUACAUUUGGAUGAGAAAAGAAGAGCGAGCGAAGCUAGCGGUCAUUCGAAGAGAAAUGAGCAUCUCAAGUGCCGGCCGCUCAAAGAUCCACCGUUACUUACGGAAAUUCUGCAAAUACUAGAUAACUUGAGCGUGCACCGAUUCCGAACGCAAUAUCCGUCUCAGUCUAAACCCGACGCGGCGCAGGAAAUCUUGCAGACGCUCAACAGUCUGAAAGCUGUUAGUCAAAAUCAGUUUAACGCUAAAUAUCUAAUUCCCGCCAAUCAAACGGUUUACUAUCAGGAGAAUCUGUACUACCUAUUGACAUACGGAAGCCACAGCUCUAUCUUGCAGUUCUUCCUGAAGCAUGUAGAAUUCGAUAAAUGCCUGGCGUAUGUUUUGGAGAAUGAUUUAGAAUGCGACUUAUUUCUCAAUGGAGUUUACUUGUAUUGCUUGAAGAAUGGCGACACCGAGAGGCUUCACGACGCAAUGAAGGCGAAGGAUUCCGCUCUACUCAUUUGGAGGAAGUACUUGAUAUCUGUCUGUCACUUUAUGGAAAGGAAACAAUAUUGGCACAUCUUGUAUCAGAUACAGCUCUUCAUGAGAGAUUGCGUAAGAGCAUCGAUGACAUGUAUCCGUUUUUACAUCAAUGAGACGAACACUUAUUCAGAUCUACACCACAAGGCGCAUCUGUUGCAAGACGCGCAAAAACAUUUGGAGUCAGAAUUACAUAUCGAGAGUUUGAGCAAAAGAAGAAAGAGCACGAGCUCCGUUCAAAGCGACCAGGGUGUUCUGGAGAUAGAGCCGUCGAAGAUAGACAGGCAUAUAAAUACCAUAUGCAGGCAGAUGGAAAUUGCGAAAUUUCUGGCCAACUGUGAGAGAGAAGAAAGAGCGGCAGCCAAAUUUUUAAGCCUCUUUCCGGACAUCGAUAGCGAUAGCUCUCAGACACCUCAGUUGCCUACAUUAUUUGGCAAUCAACAAGAAAAGAUACACUUGGCUGUUCUAGCUAUAUUGUGUGGCCGUGACAUCGGCGAAGGAUUUGGCAUAGCUUUUAGAAUAAUGCAAGAUUAUAAUCUUCCUCAGCAGAAGGUGUAUUCUUUGGCUGGUCAUGUGUUAGCUUUAAAAAAUAACGUAGCUGCGAUUGAGCAAUUGAUCAAGUGCUGCCGCAGCUCUGGAACGCCUAAUGCCCAUAUCGUUUCCGAUCAUGUCUUAACGCAUUGCGUAAAAUUAUUAUUGAGCCGUUCGUAUAGCGAACAGAAUCCAAUUCUUAAAAACCACAUAGAUACUUUAAUCAGACUGAUAACUGAUACGGAACUUAGAAUAAAUGCGUAUAUUGAAAGCAAACAAUUAAAGGCUGCAUAUCUACUUGCUGUUAAACAUUCUAGAGCGCAAGAUAUAAGAAGAAUUUUGAAAGAGUCAGAUAGGCUUGGUCAAAGUGCGAUUAAAGCAAUAUGCUUGAAAUGGUUGCAACAAGAACCGAAAAAAUAAUCUUUCAAAUUUGCUUUACCGAAAAACAAAACUGCGAAUCAGAUAAUGUAUAUAACCUAAAGAUUAGAAUAAAUAAGUUGUUUUUUUAUAUAAGCAAUAUUUAAAGAAAUAAUAUAUUUAAUUGCAUAUAAUAAAGUUUUUUAUACUUA